Messenger RNA from Chiloscyllium plagiosum (whitespotted bambooshark), 999 nucleotides. NCBI's taxonomy places the organism in Eukaryota, Metazoa, Chordata, Chondrichthyes, Orectolobiformes, Hemiscylliidae. The record is from RefSeq and is a predicted model, not a curated record.
AUGGAGGGUGAUGUGGGAUUCCGCAAUAGGCAAAAAUACAAGGAACAUAGAAAGCUGCUGGAGAACAGUACAUUACCGGAACCAUCCUGUCAACUGUCUGCCAAUGAAUUUUCCUGCCAUUGCUGCUAUGAAAUAUUAGUAAACCCAACUACUCUAAACUGUGGACAUAGUUUCUGUCGACAUUGCUUGGCACUGUGGUGGGAUGCUUCCAGGAAAACAGAAUGUCCAGAAUGCAGAGAAAAAUGGGAGGGGUUUCCUAAAGUUAACAUUGUUUUAAGGGAUGCUGUUGAGAAGUUGUUCCCUGAUGAUGUUAAACGACGACAGAAGGAGACACAGAACGACAUAAAAAUCUCUAAUAGCAUUUUGGCUUUCCAGAAAUAUGGUAAUGAACAGUCAAGAACUAUCAACAACUCGGGGCAAUGGCGACGAGGAGGUGGCUUUUUCUCAGGAGUGCUAACUUCUCUAACUUGUGUGGCAGUGGUGUUUCUAGUUUAUCUCUGGAGCAGAGAAACUGAACAAGAUCUUUUAGUACACAAACCUGUGACUAAAUGGACUGCAAAGGAAGUGACACUCUGGUUAGAGCAGUUGGGCCAAUGGGCUACUGUUUACAAGGAAAGGUUUUUACAGGAAGAAGUUAAUGGAAGGCUAUUAUUGACUCUAGGUGAAGAAGAGUUUUCAAAGCCUCCUUUCAACAUUGAGAGAGAGCUUCAUAGAAAAGCCAUACUCAUGGAAUUGGACAAUGUGAAAGCACUUGGAGUGAAACCCCCUCAGAAUUUAUGGGAAUACAAGGCAAUGCAUGUAGGCAAGUCACUGUUUCUGCUGUAUGCACUGAAGAGCUCUCCACGGCUGACCAUGCUGUAUCUCUACCUGUUUGAUUACUCAGAAAUAUUUCUGCCACUUAUUCACACCAUUUCUCCUGAGAAAACAGAGAUGACUGAGGAUGCAGAUAUUUUUCGCAAGUACUGGGUAAGAAGUACAGGUAUUUUGUUGCUUAAAUGA